This is a messenger RNA of Epithele typhae, 987 nucleotides long. RefSeq names its product NAD(P)-binding protein. Gene Ontology annotation, cellular component: mitochondrion. Gene Ontology annotation, molecular function: protein-containing complex binding. The coding region runs from base 1 to 987 and encodes 328 amino acids. The transcript is spliced from 6 exons. NCBI's taxonomy places the organism in Eukaryota, Fungi, Basidiomycota, Agaricomycetes, Polyporales, Epitheliaceae. The record is from RefSeq and is a predicted model, not a curated record.
AUGGAACCCGUCCUCCAGAAAAUCCUCGUCGUGGGUGGCAACGGCUUCGUUGGGUCUGCUGUUUGUCGGACUGCGCUGGCACGCGGCAUGCAGGUCGCCAGUGUCAGUCCGUCGGGGAAACCAUGGCAGACACCGAAAGGACACACACCCGCAUGGGUCCACAAAGUCGAAUGGCACCAGGGCGACGCGCUCCAGCCGGACACGUACCAACAUCUCUUGCCCGGGGUGACGGCAGUGGUGCACACGAUCGGGACGCUGUUUGAGAAGUCGGGGUACAAAAGUGCGAUCAAGGACGGGAACGUGCCGCAUUUCGUGAGCAGUGUCGCCGCCGGGAUCGCGGGCUCGAGUCGCUCGGCGAACCCGCUCGAGAAGGAGCAGAAGAGGAAGGAGGGGAGCUAUGAGGUUGUGAACAGGGACACCGCACUGCGGGUGUGCGAGCAGUUCCUCAGGUCAACACCGACGGUCGGGACGGCCGGCCCCCGCGCAUUCGUCUACAUCUCCGCGGAGGACUGCAACCGGCCCCUCGUCCCGUCGGGUUACAUCGAGGCGAAGCGGGAGGCGGAACUCGGGAUCGAGCGCAUGAUGCUCGACCACCCCAGCUUCCGCGGGGUCUACAUCCGUCCCAGUCUCAUUUACCACCCGCACUACCGGCCGCUGAUCUCACCCGUUGCGGCACUGCUCGACCUCUCGGCGACGGUGCACGCGAGCCUGCCGGCGGGGCUCCCGACGCCGUCGAACGUGCUCCGCACGCUGGGGGCGGUCCUGCCGCGGAGCGCGGCGCCUGGCGCGGUCGCGCUCGACACCGGGUUCGACGCGAUGGCGCGCGCGCUGACGAUCCCGCCCAUUCACGUCGACCACGUCGCGGAGGCGGUGUGCAUCGCGGCGGACAACAGGCGGCAGGACGUGCGGGGGCCGUAUGGCGUGAAGGGGAUGCGGGAGCUCAUUGGGUGGCACCAGCGGGGGCAGCAGCAGGUGGGGCACGCGUAG